AUGGUUGCCGUGUUACAACCUGAAACUUUGUCAAAUGUAACAGAAUCGGUGAAUUUCUUAGAUACAGGAAGUGGGAUUAUAAACAAAGACGAAGAAUCUAAACCACUUGUUGGCAUUAUAUAUCCACCACCGGACAUAAGAAAUAUUGUUGAUAAAACUGCCAUUUUUGUCGCAAGAAACGGUGUUCAAUUCGAAGAGCGUAUUCGGGAAAAUGAAAAACAUAAUGCAAAGUUCAGCUUUUUAAACCCUAACGAUCCUUAUCAUGCUUACUAUCAAUACAAAAUUGCUGAAACAAAGGAAGGAAAAGUCCCUAAAAAAGUUGAAGCAAAAGAAGUUGUUCAAGAAGCUAAAGAUGUUCUUCCUCCACCAAAGAUCCCACCAAAAGAACCACCUUCUUUUGAAUUCAUGACCGACAUGCCUGCUAUUUCCGCGCAAGAUCUGGACAUUUUGAAAUUGACAGCACAAUUCGUAGCACGUAACGGAAGACAAUUUAUGACUGCUCUUUCGCAACGUGAACAGCGAAAUUAUCAAUUUGAUUUUUUACGGCCAAAUCAUAGUUUAUUUAAUUACUUCACAAAACUAGUAGAGCAGUAUACAAAAGUAUUAAUUCCACCAAAAAAUUUAAAUGAAAAAUUGAGAUAUAACGUAGAUAACAAAUAUCAAAUUCUUGAUCGUGUAAUGCAACGAGUCGAGUAUGCUGCUUAUCAAGAGGAAGAAAGGAAAAAGGCCGAGGAGAAGGAAGAUCAAGAGAGAAUCGCAUACGCCUCUAUAGAUUGGCAUGACUUUGUUAUAGUGGAAACUGUAGAGUUUACGGAAGCCGAUGAGACGAUCGAUCUUCCACCUCCAAUGAGCAUUAUGGAACUUGAAAACAUGACUCUUGCUCAGAAGAAGAUGGCCUUGGUUAAUUUAGCAGAAUCUCAGCCAGAUGAGAAAGCCGGUGAAAUUGAUAUGGAGAUGGACGAUGAUGUAGAUAUGGAAGAUGAUGAUGCAGAAAAAGAAGACCAAGAUCAAGAUACCACACCAGUAAUGAUGGAGAUUAAACCACCAGAUGCUUCUGCGCCAAUGAAAAUCGUUAAAGAUUAUACUCCUAAAGCAUAUGCUCUUAAAACGUCUGUUGACAGACCAACAGUUAUUUGCCCUAGAUGUAAACAGGUUAUACCUGUCGACGAAAUGGAUGACCAUGUUCGUAUUGAACUAUUAGAUCCAAAAUGGAGAGAACAAAAAUUAGCAGCGGAAUUAAAAAAGAAAGAAUCAAAUUUAUUACAAGAAGGUACGGAUGUUGCAAAAAAUCUCAAGGCAUUUUCCGGCUAUCGAUCCGAUAUUUUUGGUAAUGAAGAAACUGAAAUUGGACGGAAGCGUGCAGCUGCCGGCGUUUCUAUUGAUGAACAGAUCGCCGCAAUUCAUAGGAUCUUUCAUUUACCUAGCGAUAGCGAUUCCAAAAUCGGUCCAAAAAUUCCCCAACAUCCUUCGCAACAACCUGUUUAUCCUGGAUAUCCUACCCAUUCUCAAGGUGCUCCGGGAAUGCCGUCGGGCCUUCCACCUGCACCAUAUCCUGGCUACGUAUCUUCUUCUGCACCGUUUGCCCAUCAACUUCCUGGAUAUAUUUCAACGCAAGGUACAAGUUCUACUUCACAACAAUCAUCUCAAGCUCGUCCACCUAUUCCACAACAAAUUCAUAGACCUAACCAGCCUUCAGGUAUGUCAGGAUCUUCUGCGCCAGUUCCACCUUUACCGCUAGCGAUGGGACCAUCUCCGCCGGCACCUCCAACGCCUCCUAUACCUCCAGUUCCUUCAUCUAAAAUUGGUCGAACUAUCGAAGAUGAAACCGAAUUAUCCUAUAUGACUAAACGACAGAAAAUGGAAAAUCUUAUUUCGAUUGGAAGUCUUUUAUCCGUAGAAGAAUGGAUAGAGUCACAUCCUGGUCCUAUUAAUGUACAAAUUCAUUGUCCAACGAUUCCUGAAAAACCUGAAUGGAAUUGUCAAGGUCAAACCAUCAUUUUAGACAAUUUACCACUAAACACAUUCGUAUCUACAGUAAAGGACAAGAUCGCUGCACGAUUAAAUUUCCCUGCAGGCAGACAAAAACUUAUGAUUGGAGGCGCAGUAAUGAAAAAUCAGCUUUCGUUAGCUUAUUAUAAUAUGGAAGAUGGAGUUAUUAUUGGAUUAGCUAUUAAAGAUCGUGGAAAGAAAUGA
Molecule: messenger RNA, 2193 nt
Organism: Funneliformis mosseae
Lineage: Eukaryota; Fungi; Glomeromycota; Glomeromycetes; Glomerales; Glomeraceae
Source: the annotation of a GenBank genome assembly